Molecule: messenger RNA, 1012 nt
Organism: Neoarius graeffei (lesser salmon catfish)
Lineage: Eukaryota; Metazoa; Chordata; Actinopteri; Siluriformes; Ariidae
Product: GTPase IMAP family member 9-like
Exons: 2
Coding region: 11-1012 (333 amino acids)
Molecular function (GO): GTP binding
Source: RefSeq, a predicted model, not a curated record
GACUGCAGUCAUGUCUCAUCUCAGCAAAGUUCAGAUCACCUUAAUUGGAAAAACCGGUGUUGGAAAAAGUGCUGUGGGAAACACCAUCCUCGGCAGGACCAGCUUCACGAGCACUUCUGGAUCUUCAUCAGUUACCAGACGAUGUCAGAAGGAGAGUGCUGUGAUUGAAGGCUGCACAGUGACUGUUGUAGACACUCCAGAUUUUUUCCAUUCAACACAUGAAGAAGAUCUUGUCAGUGAGAUAGACAGGAGUGUGAUGUUAUCUUCUCCAGGAGUUCAUGCGUUUCUCUAUGUGUUAAAUCCCACCACAUUUACAAAGCAGGAGGCAGAAACGGUGUCACGGUUUAAACAGACCUAUGGAGAGGAAGUGUUGAGAUACACAAUAGUUGUGUUCACACAUGGAGAUGAGCUUCAGCUGCAUCGUGUAGAUCUGGGCACCUUAAUCUCACAGAACGAGUCCUUGAUGAAUUUAGUGACUCUCUGUGGCGGGAGAUUUACUGUUUUAAACAAUGAAGCUCCAGCAGACAGAGAGCAGGUUUAUUAUCUCCUGGAUAUGAUAGACAGAAUGGUGUCUGGUAAUGAAAACGGCGUCUACGUGCUGGAGAUGCUGCAGGAGGCACGGAGGAGAGCUGAAGAACAGAGAGAAAUGAGUUUAGAGAGCGCUAGAAAAAAACACCAAAGGGAUUUAGAGAGAGUAAAAAGGGAGACAGAGAUGCGUGUAAGGAAAGAACUGGAGGAAGAACUGGAAAAGGCAGGAGCAGGGGCUGAAAGAGCAGAUAAGAACAGAGCUGAAGGAGAGAUGGAAAUUAGCAGCGUAGAGCAAGAGCUACAGGAGAGAGAGUGGAAAUUAAUUUACAAUGAAAGAAAAGGAAAAUGGUGGCUCAUUUUGCAGACAAAUGAGUUGCUUUUCAUUCUAUUUUUCUCUGUGGCCUUUGGAUUCCUGUUGAGUGAAAUGUCUGCAGACAGGACGCGCCGGUCCAUGACGAGAGAGUGCCUCUUUAUGUCAGUGUGA